Arctia plantaginis is the source of this 498-nucleotide messenger RNA. NCBI's taxonomy places the organism in Eukaryota, Metazoa, Arthropoda, Insecta, Lepidoptera, Erebidae. The record is from the annotation of a GenBank genome assembly.
AUGGGCCAACUGUUCGUUAGAGUACUCGACACUACAGUCAAGUCAACACACAAACCAACAAUCACCAUGAAGACUUUUAUUGCUUUCGCCGCUCUCCUGGCCUGCGCUGCUGCCGCCCCUGGACUCCUUGUAGCCCACGAGCCCGUGGUUGCUCACGUUGCCGCUCCUGUGGUUCACACCGUCCCUGUGGUCGGUUCCAAGACCACCAUCACUAAGAGCAGCCAGGUUGUAAACCAUGGCUCUCCAGUUCACACCGUCCACGCUGUCCAUACCGCUCCAGUUGUGCACACUGCUCCCGUAGUCCACACCGUUCAUGCCGCUCCCGUAGUCCACACGGUCCAUGCUGCUCCUGUUGUCCACGCUGUUCACGCCGCACCUGUUGUUCACGCUGCCCCUCUUCUAGUCAAGACCGCACCUUCUGCCGUCAGCCAUAGUAGCUCAGUCGUACACCACGGACAUGUCGUCAAAUCUGUCCCACUUAUUGCUGUCCACCAUUGA